AUGUACUUACGUGAUGAGUUCAAAAAUUGUGAAACGAAUGUCCGUUUACACGGUAAAGUAGCUCUCGUAACUGGUGCUACUUCAGGUUUGGGCUUGGAAACAGCCAGAGACUUGGCAACGCGCGGCGCCAAGGUCAUCAUCGCCAGUCGCAAUCCUGGUAAAUUGGAAACUGCCAAGAGAGAUAUUAUACAAACAUCUGGCAAUGAGAAUGUUAUCGCAAGACAGAUGGAUUUCGAAUCAUUAGCAUCAGUUAGAAGGUUCGCUCACGAAACGAUAGCUACUGAACCAAGACUUGAUAUUUUGAUAAACAACGUUGGUGCUAUAGGACUCGAAGACAAACUUACUGAGAAUAAUCUGCAACUUAUGAUGCAAGUAAACUAUUUCGGAGCGUUCCUUCUUACUUUCCUAUUAUUCCCUCUGAUGAAAUCAUCAGCACCUAGCAGAAUAGUCAACAUUUCCUCCUUAGCUUUACUUUUUGGUGACAUUAACUUUGACCAUAUGAAUGACGUCGGCAGAUAUUCCAACGUUGGUUUAUAUUGCAACGCCAAGUUAGCUACUGUUUUGUUUACUGCUGAAAUGAAUAGACGAGUGAACGGUUCAGGGGUGAAUGUUUAUAGCAUGGAUCCAGGCUUAAUUAAAUCGGAAAUUUUAAGGAACAUCGAUGACGACAUUUGGAAGUCAUUGCUUAAUAAUUUUGUAAGGAUUUUUGGAAGGUCCACCGACAGAGUGGCUAAGAUGCCCGUCUAUUUAGCAGUCGACCCCAAUUUAAAAAACUUUAGUGGAAGCCACUUUAGGGAUUGCAUGGAGUUCUACAGUCAUUGGAGUGUUAAUGACACGGUACUGACGAAACAGUUGUGGGAUAUAUCCAAGAAACUUGUGAAUAUUGUUGACGAGGAAGAUUGGGAAUAUUGA
Diatraea saccharalis (sugarcane borer) is the source of this 912-nucleotide messenger RNA. The record is from the annotation of a GenBank genome assembly. NCBI's taxonomy places the organism in Eukaryota, Metazoa, Arthropoda, Insecta, Lepidoptera, Crambidae.